Molecule: messenger RNA, 705 nt
Organism: Rhodotorula graminis WP1
Lineage: Eukaryota; Fungi; Basidiomycota; Microbotryomycetes; Sporidiobolales; Sporidiobolaceae
Exons: 6
Coding region: 76-699 (207 amino acids)
Biological process (GO): regulation of vacuole fusion, non-autophagic
Cellular component (GO): vacuole; late endosome; phagocytic vesicle
Molecular function (GO): GTPase activity; GTP binding
Source: RefSeq, a predicted model, not a curated record
GCCCCGUGUGACCGCCCAACUACCCUCACGAGCACCGCCAGCGUCAUCUACCCGCUACCCGCCCCACCCGCAACCAUGGCAUCCCGCAGAAAGGUCCUCCUCAAGACUGUCCUCCUUGGCGACAGCGGCGUCGGCAAGACGAGCCUCAUGCAGCAGUUCGUCUCGCGGCGCUUCAGCGGCCAGUACAAGGCCACGAUCGGUGCCGACUUCUUGACCAAGGAGGUCAUGGCCGACGACCGGCUCGUCACCCUGCAGCUGUGGGACACCGCCGGCCAGGAGCGCUUCCAGUCGCUCGGUGUCGCCUUUUACCGCGGCGCCGACUGCUGCGUCCUCGUGUUUGACGUCAACUCGAGCAAGAGCUUCGAGACGCUCGACAGCUGGCGGGACGAGUUCCUCAUCCAGGCCUCGCCGCGCGACCCGGACAACUUCCCGUUCAUCGUCAUCGGCAACAAGGUCGACAUGGACGAGUCGAAGCGCAUGGUGUCGCAGAAGCGCGCCCUCACGUGGUGCAACUCGAAGGGCAACAUCCCGUACUUUGAGACGUCGGCAAAGGAGGCGACCAACGUCGAGGAGGCGUUCAAGGCGGCGUGCAAGAACGCCCUGCAGCAGGAGGGAAACGCCGACGUGCUCGACGACUACCCGGAUCCGAUCCGCAUCAACGCGCACGACACCGACUCGAGCUACGGCUGCUCGUGCUGAGCGGCG